AAUGGAGUCCUUCUACUCGGGCACGGCAGAGGCACACCUGGUGUUAUCCGCGGUCUUUUCUGGCAGUUGAUCUUCGCUAUAUUACAAGCGUCUCGAGGCAUUCGGUAUAAUAAUUUCCAUACUGCAACCCCGAUUCGAUCAUGUCGCACCAAACUACCACAGGAGGUCAGACAGCGUCAGAAAAAACCGAGUUCAAUGAAUUCGAAGCCUUCGAUGAAGAGACUGGCGUCACCAAGCAGGAAGUUAAUCGCCACAUUAACGAAACUACGCUCUCCGAUACCCAAAAAAAACGCGAAGCAAAGGUCCUCCGCAAAGUAGACUGGCGCCUGAUUCCCAUCCUUGGCUUGCUAUACUCCGUCGCUGGUCUUGAUCGUGUCAACCUGUCCAAUGCACGCGUUGCUGGUAUGAACAAGGACCUACGUUUCGACAUCGGCAAUCGUUAUUCAAUUGCGCUUUUGGUCUUCUUCAUCACCUACUUCCUGUUCGAACUGCCCACAACCUUAUUGCUUCGACCUCUCAAACCGAGGUAUCUUUUGAAUGGACUCGCAGUGUGCUGGGGUUCCGUCAUGCUUGGCAUGGGAUUCAUCAAUGACUGGCGAUACAUCGUCGUUUGCAGGAUGUUGAUUGGCGUUUUCGAGGCUGGAUACCUCCCAUGUUGUAUGUUCUUGCUCGCCACUUGGUACCAGAGAUUCGAAGUACAGUCAAGAAUAAGUUGGUGGUAUCUCAUCAACCUCUUUGUUAGCGCCUUUGGAAAUAUCCUCGCCUUCGCCAUAGUUAAACUGGAUGGAGUCCAUGGCAUAGCAGGCUGGAGAUGGAUCUUCAUAGUCGAGGGAGCAGCAACCCUGGGAAUAGCUUUGAUUGGCUUCUUCCUCGUCAUCGAUUUCCCGGACCGGAUGCUCGCCACAAACAAGCUGCAAGGCUUCACGCAGGACGAACUCCAGAUAAUACUGGAUCGCAUUGACCGAGAUCGAGGAGACUCUCAGCCCGACAAACUCACCUGGGAGAAGUUUACAAGACACGUCGUCAACUGGGAGUUAUGGGUCUACGGGUUCAUGUUCCUCACAUGCUCUGCCCCUAUCUAUGCAUUCGCUUAUUUUAUCCAAAUCAUCCUCGGCACGAUUGUAGAUAGCACAGCGGUAGUGUUCCUGCUAUGCGCGCCCCCAUACCUCUUUAGCAUUAUCUGGACCGUGCUCUGCGCCUGGUUGGCCGACCGCUCUCAUCUGCGAAUGCCCUGGAUGGUCGGGAACGCGGUCAUAACGCUCACCGGUCUCCUGAUCACCGCAUACUCGACCAACCCGGGCGCUCGUUACUUUGGCGUCUUCCUUGGUGUAAGUGGCUGCAACGCCAACCUGCCCACCAUCAUCGCACUGCAGAGCAAUAACGUCCGCUCGGACUCGCGACGCAGUGUGGCAAAUGGCGUGCAGUUGCUGUUUGCAGCGAUUGGUGGCAUUUACGCUUCCACAACGUUCAUGCAGAAAGAGUACCCAACGUACAGGACGGGUGUCUGGUGUGCCGUAGCAACUCAAUUCCUGCUCAUUAUACUGUGCGCAGGAAUGUUCCUGCACUUCCGGAAAGAAAACAAGGCUGCGGAUGAAUACGGGGAAGUCAUUCAGGAGGACGAAGGCUUCAGAUAUACGUUCUGAUCGGGUGUGCUCAUAGCACUACGUCAAGGUCUUGGUACUGCGCUGCUUGUCCUGGGAAAAGAGAGUCAUCAAUACUUUCGAGGUAGACAAGAGGCAUAGCAUGUACGGUCGGAAUGCGUGGUUCAUCAUCCCAUCAGAUCCAACAACGAUGCAGCUCUCAAACCUUCGAUAAUCGUGAGACUUUCCGUACUGGUCAAGCAGUAGAGAAACCGGAGACUUUCGGAAGAAAAAUUAGAGUACUUUUGGGUUCGCU
This is a messenger RNA of Paraphaeosphaeria sporulosa, 1896 nucleotides long. Its product is annotated as MFS general substrate transporter. The transcript is spliced from 2 exons. The record is from RefSeq and is a predicted model, not a curated record. Gene Ontology annotation, biological process: transmembrane transport. Gene Ontology annotation, cellular component: membrane. Gene Ontology annotation, molecular function: transmembrane transporter activity. Bases 141 to 1643 code for a protein of 500 amino acids. Lineage: Eukaryota; Fungi; Ascomycota; Dothideomycetes; Pleosporales; Didymosphaeriaceae.